GAAAGAACACAAAUCACUCCCGUUUGAACAAGGGAGAGCAACGAGGGAUCUGCCGCCGCGAGGGUCCACCUCUCUUUCUUGAUUUCAUAUUGCUCGUUCAUUUAGAUCUGAUCAUAGAAUAAGCUUUGUGUGUGUGUGGGAGAAAGCGAAAAGAAAGACAAAUAAAGCAAAAGCCAGCCUUCGGAUGAUGACAUCUGAUCUAGCCGACCGCAAAGGCUGUUUUGAUCCUAUUGUUUCUUAACGUGACAUUAGAGGGGUUUUUCUUGACAAGCUGCGCUCUCUUGACAGAAGAGUCCAACGUCUGAUAGCACGCGCCUCUCUGCGCUCCGCUGGUCGUCGCGCGGUGCUCCCAAACCUGGAUGCUGACACCUUGCGUCUCUUAUGACACGUUAAGAUUUUUUUUUUUUUUUUUUUUUUUUUUUUUUGCUUUUCUGUUUCACAGAGGAAGCGGCAUUAGAGUGAAACGCAGAGACACCUGCCCACCCGUAGACCUCUAAGCUAUCUUCUUCUUCUUCUUUUUUUUUUUUUUUGCACCGAGCGAUCGAAAGGAGAAGAGACUUAAGACAAACUGUAAGAGUGUCAGGAAGAAGUCCGUUUUCAUGUUUGGCAUUCAGGAGAGCAUUCAAAGGAGUGGGAGUAGCAUGAAAGAGGAGCCUGUCGGCGCUGGGAUGAACGCUGUCCGAACAUGGAUGCAGGGUGCCGGGGUACUGGAUGCGAACACAGCCGCUCAGAGCGGUGUAGGUCUUGCCCGGGCGCACUUCGAGAAGCAGCCCCCUUCGAAUCUACGGAAAUCCAAUUUCUUCCAUUUCGUUUUGGCUCUGUACGACAGACAAGGACAGCCCGUGGAAAUCGAAAGAACGUCUUUUGUUGGAUUUGUGGAAAAGGAAAAGGAACCUACCGGGGAAAAGACAAAUAAUGGGAUACAUUACAGAUUGCAGCUUCUCUACAGCAACGGCAUAAGGACAGAACAAGAUUUCUACGUACGUUUGAUUGACUCCAUGACUAAACAGCCUAUCAUUUAUGAGGGUCAAGACAAGAAUCCGGAGAUGUGCCGAGUGCUAUUGACACACGAGAUCAUGUGCAGCCGCUGCUGUGACAAGAAAAGCUGUGGAAACCGUAACGAGACACCCUCUGACCCCGUCAUCAUAGACAGGUUUUUCCUGAAGUUCUUCCUGAAGUGCAACCAGAACUGUCUAAAGAACGCAGGGAAUCCACGAGACAUGCGGCGCUUCCAGGUGGUCGUGUCCACGACAGUCAGCGUGGACGGUCACGUCCUGGCCGUGUCCGACAACAUGUUUGUGCACAACAACUCCAAACACGGUCGCAGAGCUCGCCGACUGGACCCUUCGGAGGGCACCCCCUCGUACCUGGAGCACGCCACUCCCUGCAUUAAGGCCAUCAGUCCCAGUGAGGGCUGGACCACCGGCGGCGCUACCGUUAUCAUCAUCGGAGACAACUUUUUUGACGGGCUGCAGGUCAUUUUCGGCACCAUGCUUGUCUGGAGCGAGCUCAUCACCCCUCACGCCAUCCGGGUGCAGACCCCACCCAGGCAUAUCCCCGGGGUGGUGGAGGUGACCCUGUCCUACAAGUCCAAGCAGUUCUGCAAAGGCACGCCCGGCCGGUUCAUCUACACAGCACUGAACGAACCCACCAUUGACUACGGCUUCCAGCGGUUACAGAAGGUCAUCCCCCGACACCCUGGCGACCCAGAGCGCCUACCAAAGGAAGUGAUUUUGAAGAGAGCAGCAGAUCUGGUAGAAGCCCUGUACGGGAUGCCACACAAUAAUCAGGAGAUCAUCUUGAAGAGGGCGGCAGACAUCGCCGAGGCGCUUUACAACGUCCCGCGCACCCACAACCAGCUGCCCGGCCUGGCCAACAGCUCCGUGCACACCGGCAUGAUGGGCGUCAACUCCUUCCACGGGCAGCUCGCUGUCAACGUCUCCGAGUCCACGCAGGCGGCCAAUCAGGGUUUCAGUCGGAACACGAGCAGCGUGUCCCCUCACGGCUACGUGCCCAGCUCCACGCCCCAGCAGAGCAGCUACAGCACGGUCAGCACCAGCAUGAACGGCUACGGCAGCACCGGCAUCACCACGCUGGGAGGCUCGCCCAACUUCCUCAACGGCUCGGCCGCCAACUCCCCAUACGCCAUCGUCCCCUCCAGCCCCACCAUGGCCUCCUCCACCAGCCUGCCCUCCAACUGCAGCAGCUCCUCGGGCAUCUUCUCCUUCUCGCCGGCAAACAUGGUGUCGGCCGUCAAGCAGAAGAGCGCCUUCGCACCCGUGGUGCGACCCCAGGCCUCGCCCCCGCCCACCUGCACCAGCGCCAACGGCAACGGUCUCCAAGUAGAUCAGUCUUUUGUGGACUCUAGCAAGUAUUCCACAGCCAGCUCCCUGCAGGGUCUCGCCUUCUCCUGAACGAUACCAGGGAUGAUCGUCCCUCCCAUGUAGUGGCUCUUGGUCUGCAGGUGAGACACAUUUGAUAGCGGCUCACACUAGAAACCCCCAAGGCCUGGACCGAAGGCGUCUCCAUGUGGGCAGAGGAAAAAAAAAAAAAAAAAAAAAAAGCUAACAGAGAAACCCGGACUUUGAAAACUCAGGCCUUUUUAAACGGAAUCUCACAUAAUGAGAAAAGAAGGAUGCGUGAUGGUGGUUUGAUUUUUCUAAAUCCAUUUUUAAACUUCUCUGCGGAAGGACACAGUCCUUAUGAACUGCCCGUGGGGAGGGAGUGCCAGCCCCUCCCACUCUGCUCAUGAGCUUUUUUGAUGAAGUUAACGUCAUGCUUUUUAUACUGACUUUGCCACACAUAUGACACUAUAAGAGCUGUUUUGACUGUAGUGAUCCUGGAAGCUGAAUGUUGUGUAGCACUGAAGGAAAACAGUACUGUUUUAACAGAUCAGCACAUUAUCCAAGCGAAUAACAAAUGAAUACUGAUUUCAAGAUUGUGUAUCCCAAACAAAAACAGUACUGGCCAACUAUGUACACAGGUGUUUUCUGUACAAGCAAGAUGAGGGUGAAUUCCUUGUUCUGGCACCAGUUAGCGUCAACAAAUGCUGUUUGCCAUUGUUUUUGGUUUUUUGUUUUAGGUUACCCUGCCAUAUUCGAUCAUCAUCUUUGUUGAUUGUCCAGGUACAAGAAUAUUUGAUUAUCCAUGUCUUUAUGGACAGGAGAACACUUUAGAAGGUUGCCCUGAUUUUCAGUAGGUCCGUGGCUCACUGCGGAGAGUCCAGGAGAGGUCACACUCCAGAAGAGAGAGCCACGUCUGGUUCAGAGAGAUGAGCGUUCGACGCACGGAUCUGAUGGAACUGAAAGCAAUCAUUUAUAUUUGUACAAAAUCACUUGCUGCUAAUCUGUGCGGGAAAAAGCAGUAAACAGAACAAAAAGCAAAAACGAAAAGAAAGAAGACAGACGUACACUAUGAGUUGCUGUGUUAUAGGAGCUUUCACACUUAAAGCCAUAAGCAGCCAAUCAGAUUCAAUUGAUCCUUCUUUUUUUCGCUCUUCAUUUAUUUAAAAUUAAAAAAAAAAAAAAACAUACAAAGGUGGAGACUGUGAUUGUGACCGUUACUCCACGUGUUGGGUUUGCUGUGUCAGGAGCCAGCAUGCGUGUGUGGGGCCAACUGCUCGAACCAACCUCUCUUUCUUCUCUUUUAAGUUUCGUCUUUUUGUGACCAUGAAGGAAAUGACUUGAAUAAGCAGAGGAUGUUGAUAUUUAGCCAGCACUGUAACAGCCUGCUCUUGGAAACGUGUCAAACACCCCAACAAACAGCAGUUUGAUUGGUUCCCUUUUGUAGUCCUAUAAUUUGUACAUAAGCUUUUUUUUUUUUUGCCAAAAUUGUUAAAUAUAUUUAUAUCGAAAUGUCUUAAGGCAGCUUGUCAGUUUAAUAUCUCCAAUGAUCUGUCUACUGCAUACCCUCACCAACUUUAGCAAGGAAAA
Messenger RNA from Electrophorus electricus (electric eel), 3932 nucleotides. It is a transcript of the gene ebf1a, whose product is annotated as EBF transcription factor 1a. Gene Ontology annotation, biological process: regulation of DNA-templated transcription. Gene Ontology annotation, molecular function: DNA-binding transcription factor activity; DNA binding. Lineage: Eukaryota; Metazoa; Chordata; Actinopteri; Gymnotiformes; Gymnotidae. The record is from RefSeq and is a predicted model, not a curated record.